AUGCAUUUUACCACUCUGUAAAGAUAUAAACAAUAUUAAGUGUGCUCGGCAUGCCCGAGUGGUAAAUAUCAAUCACCUUCGGGGGGAGGCUGUAGUAAUAAUUGCAUGGCAUCUUGUACAACAUGUUCUGAUGGAACAACUUGUGAUACAUGCAGCGGUGCAAACCAAUAUUUAUCUUUACCAAGCCAAACAUGCACAAGUUGUCCAACUGGUUGUUUGACCUGCGACUCUUUUAGCUGUCUAUCUUGUACUACAGGAUAUUACCUUUCAACAAUAUGCAUCUAAUGCUCAACUCCAUGUAGCACAUGUUCAUCCUCAACAAAUUGCUCUGCUUGCAAUUCUGGUUAUUAUUUAUCCGGAUCAUCAUGCCUUUCCUGUACUUCACCAAGUACAUAUUGUGGAAGUCCAUGCAGUUGUAGUAGUGGAUACUAUUUAGUUGGUUCAUGUUGUUAUCCAUGUUAAUCACCUUGUGCGUAGUGUUCAGGUUCUGCUACUUCUUGCACAGCUUGUGUUGAUCCGACAAAUUAAUCAACUCCCUCUUGCAAUUGCAACUUGCCAACAAAAUAUCUAGACUACCUUAACAAUUAUUAAUGCUCCAAUUGUGUUUCUCCUUGUCUUAAUUGUAGCUCAUCUUCAUCAUGUAGUAGCUGCAUAAAUACCUACUACUUACAAGUAACAUCUUGCUACCCUUGUACAAGUCCAUGUGUUAAUUGUAGUACUUCAUCAACAAAUUGCACAUCCUGUAUUGAUUCAGCACAUUAAAGUACUCCAAGCUGUUAAUGCUCAUCUGGAUAUUUAAUGAAUACUUCUACUCAUAUGUGUAAUGCAUGUACCUUUCCAUGCUUAACAUGUCAAAAUUCAGUGAGUGAAUGCCAUAGUUGUGCUUCAACAUAUUAAUAUGAUUCAACUGCCCAUACUUGUACUUGCUUAACCAAUUAAUAUGAAGACAGUGGAUCACCUAAAACUUGUUAAAACUGUUAAUCGCCAUGUUUGACAUGCUCAAGCAAUGUUAAUUGCAAUUCAUGUAUAAGUGGAAUAAAUAGACAUCUAUCAGGAAGUAGUUGUAUUUGUGAUGAUGGUUAUUAUGAUAAUGCUGGAGUAUGUACUUUAUGUUCAUUACCUUGUACAAAAUGCACUUCACCAACAGUUUGUACAGAAUGCUAUUAAAUAUCCUAUUAAGUGUUAAGUGAUUGUCAUUGCAUGAAUACUUACUAUAUGGAUGCUACAUUUACCUGUUAAUCAUGUAUUAGUCCGUGUCUUAACUGUUCAAGUAAUAGUGUUUGCACAUCUUGCAUUGAUAAUUACUAUUUAGACACUACUAACUGCGUUUAAUGUACAUUACCCUGUUUCAAUUGUGUUGACAUAGAUACUAAAUGUACAUCAUGUGCACACCCUCAAUAAACAGUUUAAAGUAAUUAAUGUGUAUGUGAUGAUGGAUAUUAUAUGGAUGUUUCUUAUUAUUGUUAAUUAUGUACAUAUCCUUGUUCUAAAUGUACAAAUACAAGUACAUAAUGUACAGAUUGUGCUAGUACAUUUAUAUCAAGUGGAUCAAAUAGUUGUAUUUGUGCUGAUGGAAAAUAUGAAGAAACAACAAAUUCGCCUAGUGAUUGUUAAACUUGUACUUCACCAUGUGUUAAAUGUGAAAUAACAUCUAUUCAUUGUUUAACAUGUAUUGAUACUAAUUAAAGUGUUGAUCCAUCAUCAUAUUAAUGUAUAUGUAAUAUAGGUUGGGUUGCAAAUGGAAACUAUUGUGAUUAAUGUUUAUCACCUUGUACAUCAUGUUCAGGAACAACAACUUAUUGUACAGCUUGCAAAGAUGCUCAUCAUUAAAUAGUAAGUGGAUAAUGCAUAUGUGAAUCAGGAUGGGUAAAUGAUGCAAAUUAUGAUUGUUAACCAUGUGUAUCCCCUUGUAGUUCAUGUUCAAUUAAUACAACUCAUUGUGAUUCAUGUUUAGAUAUACAUCAUAUUAUUAAUGCUAGUUAUUAAUGCAUUUGUUAAGAUACAUAUUAUUCAGAUACUAUAUCACAUUGUGAACCAUGUGUAUUACCUUGUGCAAAUUGUGAUAUAAAUGGAUGUCUAACUUGUAUAGAUACCAAUUAAUAUAUUGAUUCUAAUUUAGAUUGUGUUUGUAAUAAUGGUUAUUAUAUGGAUACAGUUAAUUGUUCACUAUGUUAAUUACCUUGUGUAUAUUGUACAACACUUUUAGAUUGCUUAACUUGUAUUGAUGCUAAUUAAAGUAUUGUAGGUGAUAGAUGUGUAUGUAAUGAUGGUUAUUAUGCAAAUGGAAAUUAUUGUAAUUAAUGUUAACUACCAUGUACUAAAUGUGUAACUACAUAAAAUACUUGUACACAAUGUGUAGAUCCUAAUCAUUUACUCAUUAAUAAUAAUUGCGUUUGUAAACCUGGAUAUGGAUAAUCUGGAUUGAAUGGUAAUUAUUGUUCCAUCUGUUAAUAUCCAUGUUUAGAAUGUUCAAUUAAUAUCAAUACUUGUACUAAAUGUGUUGAUCAAAAUUUAUUUAAACUAGAAAAUAAUCAGUGUUAAUGUCAAGAAGGAUAUUAUAAAGAUAAUAAUAAUUAAUGUCAAAUAUGUGCUCCUUAAUGCAAAACUUGCGAAGAAUUUUUAGAUUAUUGUUUGAUUUGUAAAGAUGAUUCUUUUAUUUUAAUUAAUAAUUAAUGUUCUUGCAACUCGGGUUAUUUUUUAAAUAAUUAAAAUAAUUGUUAAGCAUGCAUAGAAUACUGCUUAUAAUGCAAUGAUUAAAUUAGUUGUGAAGUUUGCAAAGAUGGUUACUUUUAUGAAUCCAUGGUAUGCAAUAAAUGCAGUAAUAAUUGUAAGACUUGCUUAAAUUAAAAUGAUUUUUGUUAAAGUUGUAACAACAAUUAUGAUCUAAAUAAUAAUUAAUGUAAAUGUGGAGUUGGCUUUUAUGAACAGAAUGACACGUGUAUAAAGUGUAAGUAUCCUUGCAUCGAUUGUUCAAAUGAGACUACUUGUUUAUAGUGUGCUUAAAUUUAGAAAUUAAGUUUGAGUAAUUAAUAGAAAUGUAUAUGCUAAGAUGGAUAUUAUUGGUCUAUUUCUGAAUGUUAACUUUGCCAUACAAAUUGCCUAACAUGUCAAGAGACAAGCAUAAAAUGUUUGAGUUGUGAUUUAUCUUUAAAUAAGAUACUAUAAAAUGAUUAAUGCGUUUGUACUUCAAAUUAUUAUUUAUCUGAUGAAAAUACAUGUACUACUUGCGAUUCAGAACAAGGUAAAGUCACUGAAAGUUGCAAGUACAAAAACUGUAAUGAUUUAGUAUGGACAUAUGGUGAGGACUGCGAUGAUGGAAACCAAAUAAUAGGUGAUGGAUGUUCAAAUUGUAAGAUUGAUAACAAUUACAUAUGUGCAAAUACAAUUAUGUAAAUAUCACUAUGUUAUUAAUGUUCUCAAUUUUGUAUUUCCUGCCAAUAAAAUUCAAUUACAAAAUUGAGUGAAUGUGUAAAAUGUAAGUCUGGAUAUUAUUUGAAUGAAAAUUUAUGUUAAAUCUGUGAUAAAUAAUGUAAGGAAUGCGAGUCUAAUCCAUAAAAUUGUACAUCCUGCAGAUUUCUAUAAUUAUCAUCCUAAAGAUGCAAAUUAUGCGAAUCUAAAUAAGGCUAUUAUUCAGAUUACUCUAUUAACACAUGCUAUACUAAAUGCGGUGACUCUAUUGUUGCAGAUUCUGAAUAAUGUGAUGACGGAAAUUAAAUUAAUGGUGAUGGGUGUAGUAAUAAAUGUCUAAUUGAAAAAAAAUUUAUCUGUUAAAAUGAUGUUUGUAUCACUCCAAAUUAUCCAAAUCCAAAAUUAUCAAUUUUUGGAACUCCAAAAAGAUAUGAAAAAGAAAGAUCUUUUAAAUUAGAAUACAAUGUUCCCCUCAAAAUUAUAAAAUCUACCUUUGAUUUAUCUUCUGAUUUGAAAUUCUAUAUUGAAAAUAGAUCUGGAGAUGUGUAUUUAUUAGAUUAUCCAUAUUCUUUUAUCUAAAAUAUGACUGAAGUUGAAAAUUCGUAUUAUUAUUAUGAGGCAAUAAUAACAUUGCAAUUAAAUUAAUCAUCUUAAUAUUAGAUAUUUAAUAUAUAUUUUCUCAAUCUAUCUUUAAUUCAAUCUAAAGAAGGAUAUGAAUAGAUAAUUGAUCAUGUAAAAGCAUCGAUUGAAGAAUAUUUAUUAGUGGAUGAAACAACCUAAAGUUUAACGGAAACCUUAGGCAGUUUCAGUAUUAAUUUAUUUUACAUUUUACUCAUUUUGUUAGCAGUUUCAAUUUUAUUGGGAGGUUUGGAUAUUUUUUAUAAUCUUUUAGAUACAAUUCAACUUUUAUCCUAUCUUAAGUAUAUCAAUUUAAAAUUCCCUUAUAAUUUACAAACAUAUUUUGAGAUUUUUGGAUUUGCUUAACUUUCAUUUAUUCAAAAUUAUUUAAAAAUUGAAGAUUUUUUUUCAGAUUUUAUUUCUAUUUAAGACCUCAAACCUCUGCCUAAGAAAAUUCGAGAUGACAAUUAUUCUUCUAUUUAUUUAGUCAAUAUCUGUCAAAUACUGUCAGUAUAUGUAAUGCUUUUUGGUAUUUAUUCUGUGGCUUUUAUUAUUCCACUUACAAUAAGAUAAGUGAGAUUCAAAUAUUAUGAAGAUUAUCCUGAAAAGGAUGCCUUUAUUUUAAAAUUAAAGGUAUAUUUUCUUUCGAUUAAAAUAUUUAUUGGAGAAAUGUGUAGCAAAGUUGUCAAUGAAUUAUUUUACAGUGGAAUUCUGAGAACAUUUAUGGCAACUGCAUAUGAUUACUCAUUUCUUAUGGUAUUGCAAAUUUAUUCAAUUGAUAUAAGUUCAAACUCACUUUUACUUUCUUUUAGUUCAUUAAUAUCUUUACUUGCAUUUUUAUUUUAUAUUGCUAUCUGUUUGCUAAUAAUUUAUUUACUUGGAAAACAUAAACUCUCCUUGACAUGUAAACCAAACAUAGAAAAAUUUGGUUCAAUAAUUGAGGGAAUCAAACUCAAAAACAAUUAUCAAAAAUGUUUUAAUGUUAUAUUAUUAAUAAAAAAAUUAAUGUUUAUGAUAAUUCUAGUAUUUUGUUAUGAAGACCCAUUAAGCUAAACCGUAAAUUUAUUCUUAUUAUCUCUAAUAACAGCUUUGUAUUUAUUUCAUCAUAAACCGAUUGAAGAUUAAAAUGAAUAUAACAAAUAAUUAUCAACGGAAAUUAGUUUGUGUCUGACUUAUGUCUUUCUUAUUAUUUUAAUAAUAAAUGAACAAAUAAAGAGGCUGAAUAUUAAAGAGUAAUCAUAUAUUGGCUGGAUUUGCAUCGUAUUCAUAACUUCAAUCAUCGUGAUUUAAUUAAUUAUAGAUUUAAUACAAUAAUGGAGGAUGCUAUUGAAAAAGUUUGCUACUCUACGACGCUUUAUAAAUAAAAUAUCAAAUAUGUUUAAAAAGAAGGCAGAAGAAGCCCAUCCUAAUCAAAAUGUUUUUGAAGAAAUUCAAAAUCAUGAAUUUUACUAAUCUAUAAUUUUAUAUAAAUGA
Paramecium tetraurelia is the source of this 5499-nucleotide messenger RNA. RefSeq lists its product as uncharacterized. Lineage: Eukaryota; Ciliophora; Oligohymenophorea; Peniculida; Parameciidae. The transcript has a single exon. The record is from RefSeq and is a predicted model, not a curated record.